CUAACAGCCAACUGUAGCAAGCUUACUUGUCUGGAGAGCAUGGACAUAACAGGAUGUUUUUGUCUUGUCUCCUGACUUCCCGAGGCUCAGGCCUCAGGAGACCGCACAGAAGAGGCUUUGGCCACAUUUGGAGAUCACUGGUCUCACUUCGUCCUGGACACCUGUGGCCAUUUUCACUGAAUCGAAAGGAUAGUGCAUCGAGCCAAAGCCUGGAAGUGCGUGGCUGUUUGGAAAUCCUCUUCGAGGAUGCACGCAGGAGCAUGGUAAAUGACCUAGUGCCUUCUGUGCUUCGUGGGGACAUUUGGUUCCUCCACAAGUUUUUCCAAAGCUACAGAUCAGUUGGAACCACACAGGAGGUGCUGGAGCUGCUGCUGAAAAGAUGUGACACCCUCAUGAAGUCCUCCCGACACAGCCACAUCCUGGCCUGCUUUGGCAAAGGUGGUGAACGCCAGGGCCAGCUAAGAAAUGCCAUCUCCACCAUCCUGGGCUCCUGGCUGGACACCUAUCACCAGGACUUCCAUGAGCCUCCGAACUUCCCAUGCCUGAAGCAGCUGAUGGAGUUUGUGCAGCUGCAUUUCCCUGGCUCAGACCUGGAGCACCAUGCCCACAUUCUCCUGGCCCAGCUGCAGGACCUGGUUCCUACAGAGACUGAGUCAGAGAGUGAGGAAGGCUGGGGGUGGGGAGAGCACAUCAGAGCACAUGAGGAAGUUCUGUCAUCACUUCUGGAGGAGGAGUCAGCUGUGUCACAGACUCUGGAGAUGGAGUCAGACCCAGUGCCACCUGCAUCAGCAGAGCCACCGGAGACUUCAUCUGUGGUGACAGCAAACAAGGUCUACAGUGAGAGUCACGUCCCCUCUUCCCAUGGGGACUGCAGGACAACAGCUCUGGACGGGGCCCAGAUCAAGGAGCAGGUCCCUCAAGUUGGGCCUCUCUACAACCAGCAGGUGGGUGACUCCUGCAUCAUCAGGGUCAGCGUGGAGAAAGCCAACGGAAACAUGUAUAAGAGUAUUCUGGUGACCUGCAAUGAUCGGACUUCCACUGUCAUCCGGAAGGCUAUGGAGAAGCACUUCAUAGAUGAUGACCCUAAAUAUUAUGAGCUUCUGCAGACUGUUUCUGACAGAGAGAUGAUAAAGAUCCCCGAAGACAGCAAUAUCUUUUAUGCCAUGAAGUCCAACGGCCUGUAUAACUUCAUCCUAAAACAGCGGACAUUCCUCAGCUGGCUGGAUGUCAGUUAUGGAGCCUUGCCCAUCCUUCGUCACUGGAAGGAAAGAGGACUUAAAGCUUUUUAAAGGCAC
This is a messenger RNA of Cavia porcellus (domestic guinea pig), 1295 nucleotides long. Its product is annotated as ral guanine nucleotide dissociation stimulator-like. The transcript has 9 exons. Gene Ontology annotation, biological process: signal transduction. The record is from RefSeq and is a predicted model, not a curated record. NCBI's taxonomy places the organism in Eukaryota, Metazoa, Chordata, Mammalia, Rodentia, Caviidae. The coding region runs from base 54 to 1289 and encodes 411 amino acids.